UAUGUUGAGAUAUAAUUCUUGUUUUGUUAAAUUCCCAAUUAAAAUAAUUUAAUCUGCGUCCCGUGUCCCCUUUUACUGUAUACUGGUUACAUGCUGAGAAAGCAAUUAUAUUGGUUCUAAUAUUCGCUAGCUGGUGGAACUAAAUGAUGAAUUGAAAAUUGAAUUAAAAGAGCAGAGAAACCUUUUUCCAAAAGCUUUUAUCACAAAAAAAUAAAGAAUGAAAUAUCAGUUAAUUACGUAAAUUAAAUUAAUUGACGUCAUAGUGAAGUAUAAUCCGUUUCCUUUUUAUAUGUAAAUUUGAUUUGUGCUUUUAACUUUCAGAGAAAAAAGCGAUAUAAACUUCCGUUUUUUCUUUAUUUUUUUGAAAAAGGGUAAUAACUAAGUUUUAAAAAGUUUUGUGGUUUUUCACUGAUUCUAACAAUGUAUUGGUUCUAUCAUUGCAAAACACCUCUGAUAUUGAUGCUAAAAGAAAAAGAAUACAAACACAACACAACACAACACAACAAAGUAAAAAUUAGAAAAAAAAGUUAAUUUUCUUCUGUUAUCUAAUUUCUUAUUUAAAUCUUCAUUGAGUAUUCAAAACGAAAUAACCAGAUUUUUUAAAACAAAACAAACAGAAAGAAAGGGGAACAAGAAAAACGUUUUCCAUUAAAAGUUUUUCAACAACAAAAAAUAUUUCUCUAUUUUUUAAAAGUAAAAACAUUAAUAAAACAAAUUAAUAUGUUGAGUCUCAAACAAGAAUAAUCCGCCUUCGCGAAUAUCAUAGAAAACCUCCAGUGAAAUAUAAUCUUUCUAAAUAAUAGUUUUAUUAUCGCUAAACUUAUUUUGUGUGACCAAGAACACACUUCUAUUUUCUCCAUUAAAAGCGAAUAUGAUUUUAAGAUUCUUAAUACUCGUUGCUUAUGGAUGUGCCGUCCUUGAUGGAGGGGGUAUUUCAUUAGAAAACUGGCUGUCAGAAACGAAAUGUGGUAUACGAUAUCAAUACGCAGAUUAUCUGAAGAGUAUGAUAAAUUGCUCUGUAGUAAAGAGAUUGAACAGUUUAUGCAGGAGAGAUAUCGUCGUUGCGUAUUCACACUGGCCACCUUACUGUGUCACAGAUGAAGAAGGAAAAGCUAGUGGUAUAUUACAAGUUUUGCUACGAAAGAUACUAAGCGAAUAUUGCUGCCUUAGCUGCAACAACGUUACAUUUUUACCUCCAAAAGGCUUUAGCGAGAAAUUUAACUCCCUUGAAAAUAAUGCUGAUAUUGCAAUGCCUAUCGAAAAUGGAAGACACAGCCGGACAUUUUUCGGUUCACCUUACGUCACCUUAUUCGAAUUGGAAUCUGUUUCAUUUCUUGGGAAGAAAACUGAAGCAACUACAAGCGACUUACUCACGGCAAUGAUCUAUUCCAUUACUUCAACAUGGCCUCUCUUUGUUGUGGCAUUCACCAUGUCAAUUUGUGCAGGAACAAUAAUAUGGCUGAUGGAUACUUGGUUUAACAACAGUCAGUUUCCAAGAAGGUUUCCAAGAGGACCAUUUGAAGGAUUUUGGUGGGCUUAUGUUUCCAUGACUACGGUUGGGUAUGGUGAUCGAACUCCACAAUCAGUGAGCGCCAGGUUAUUUGCAGUGUGUUGGAUUCUCAUUGGUAUUACUAUCUUCAAUAUGUACACUGCCACAAUUACAUCUGUACUUACCACUGAAGUUGGACGCAAUGAAAAUUUUGAUGCUGCUUGGAAAAAUGUUGGUGUGAUUGCAAACAACACGGCUGUUUUAUCUGGCGCUUAUAGAGCAUAUGCGACACCAAAAGUAUACCCAACAAUUUUGGCAUUGAAGCUGGCUUUGGACAACGAUGAGGUGUCAGCCGUCGCAUUUGAAGAGCUUACUGCAUUGUAUUUCAAAGGACAUUGGUCAGAUGAAAAAAUCAAAUAUGAAGUCUACAGCAAGGUAUCCUUAAGAAAAAAUGCUAUGGGGGUCGUAUCGAAAAAUUCAAAUAUAACACGUUUAAUUCGUUCUUUUAUGGAUACUAACGAAGAUGCAAUUGAUAUUAUAUACUCAACAGGACAAAAGAGAAAGAAUGUGACACACAAGGGAGGAACAAAUGUGACUUCAUCGCCAUUUUCAGAGAAAAGCACGACCUUUCUAAUCACGUUAUCGGCCAUGGUUGUCAUAUCGUUGGUCUGCUUUAUUGUUGGUGUGAUAGCUGAUCGCCUGCAAAAGAAGAGCACGAAAGAUAAAAAUAUUGCUUCUCUGGAGGGAAUCCCAAAUUAAAAUUAUGAGCAUGUAACUGUGUUCCUCGACUUACGAAUGUAAAUUUUGUGCUGCUUUUAGUUUCGUAAGCGCACGAUAUGCACGUCGCCAAACAAGGGCAAAGACCUACAGAUUCAAAAAAAAAAAAAAAAAAAAAUUAAGAA
Hydractinia symbiolongicarpus is the source of this 2391-nucleotide messenger RNA. RefSeq lists its product as uncharacterized. NCBI's taxonomy places the organism in Eukaryota, Metazoa, Cnidaria, Hydrozoa, Anthoathecata, Hydractiniidae. The transcript has 8 exons. Gene Ontology annotation, cellular component: membrane; voltage-gated potassium channel complex. The coding region runs from base 872 to 2248 and encodes 458 amino acids. Gene Ontology annotation, molecular function: delayed rectifier potassium channel activity; ligand-gated monoatomic ion channel activity. Gene Ontology annotation, biological process: potassium ion transmembrane transport. The record is from RefSeq and is a predicted model, not a curated record.